AUGCAUGUAUCUGAGCAAAAACGUUUGAAAUUAUCCAAUGAUUAUGGCUGGGCAGAGCUUUGUUGCAGGACGACACUCUUCGGCAAAGAUGCGGCAAACGGGCAAUUUCAUAUGGAGUCCCUCUCAAACAAGCUCCUGAGCGACUUAAAUCCAUACAAUCUGCGAUAUUUGUUUUAUUUGGUGACUCCAAAUGAAACGACGUUCGAAACGGUGGAAGAAAUCCCCAACAUAAUUGAGCCGGCCAGCACUUGGAUGCUUCUACUAGUUUUACUCGAAUACUUGUUCCUAGACGAAAAGAAGUACGCAUUCAAUGACACUGUCACCUCAAUCAAUGCAGGGAUUUUGUCACUGCUACUGAAGAUCGGAGGGCGAUAUCUGUCGGCAACGUUGUAUGGACCUCUCUAUGAUCACAUACAUAUUUUCGAUCUUCCGAAAAAUUCACCAUACACUUGGUUAUUGUGUUUUUUCACUCAGGAUUUGGCUUACUACCUCGGGCACAGAGCUAUACAUGAGCAAUUAGCGAGGAAACGUAUCCCUAAGGAGUUAUCUCUCGCUGCUGCCCAACUGGGUGGCUCCGCCCAUCGCUCCGCCCACUUAUUCCCCGUCAUAUGCGACAUCGCAAGCGUGGUUCGUAUUUCGAUAUGGAUCAAGGAAAAGAGGAAGAAGGAGAGAGGAAAAGUUGAGCAAAACUUCGAUGGAUUGGUGCGAGGCGUCGGACGCAUACCUCAAGGUGAUGAUUGGCGCAAAAAGAAGAAAAAGAAGCAGGAGACAGAGAUUUUGUAG
Necator americanus (New World hookworm) is the source of this 783-nucleotide messenger RNA. RefSeq lists its product as uncharacterized. Bases 1 to 783 code for a protein of 260 amino acids. The transcript is spliced from 7 exons. Gene Ontology annotation, molecular function: glyceryl-ether monooxygenase activity. Gene Ontology annotation, cellular component: endoplasmic reticulum. NCBI's taxonomy places the organism in Eukaryota, Metazoa, Nematoda, Chromadorea, Rhabditida, Ancylostomatidae. The record is from RefSeq and is a predicted model, not a curated record.